Molecule: messenger RNA, 1602 nt
Organism: Lolium perenne
Lineage: Eukaryota; Viridiplantae; Streptophyta; Magnoliopsida; Poales; Poaceae
Source: RefSeq, a predicted model, not a curated record
GCAUGCACGCAUGUCACAGUGGUCACUCUCUACCUCACCAGUCUACUGGAGUAGCUUUAUCUGACUGAGAGAACACGCACGGUCUCCGAGGAGAAGCCAACCCAACUCGGCAACCCACAUCACUGCCUCCAAUGCCACUCUCUGCUUCCACUACCCCUACCAGUCUACCACCACCUCCAGCUCCCAAGAAACUCCACAGUACACAACCCAUCUCCUUCCCCAACCCUCAGCGGCGACUGAUCGGAGCUAGUAGUGCGCGCGGAGAAGAGGACACGAUGAAGAUCCUCGAGUCGCCCCUCAUGGGGGAGUUCAUUGGCUACCUCAAGGCGAACUGGGGCGGCAGCUCCCGCGUCAGCCAGCGCCGCCGCCGGCUGCGGCAGCUCGUGGCCAUGGUGCAGGGUGUCGCGGCCGCCGCCGAGGGCCGCCCGGCGGUGCGCGAGAGCUCCGUCAACCGCUGGCUGCAGCUGCUGCGCAGGGAGGCGCUGCGCGGCCAGGCGGUGCUCGACGCCACCACCGACCCCUCCGCUGUCGUGGGCUCCGCGAAGAAAUUUCUUGCGGGCGUGAAGGCGUUGUUCGUGUGCAGCGCCGAGGUUGACCGCCUUACCGACGCCGUCGAGGCGCUCGAGCAGCUCGCGGGACCCGGCGGCGACCUCCACAUCUUCCUCAAGGUGCUGCAGCUCGACGCCGCCGCCGCCGACAUGGAUGUGGACCACGACGCCCCCGCCUUCGCCGCUAAGCAUUAUGUCGAGCAAGAAAGCUUCUCCGUCCCCACCGCGCCGGGCGAGAAGAGGAAGCGCGGCGGGAGCUCCGGCGUCGACCAGGCUUGUGAUGGUAGCGACGGCGACGGAGAAGGCGAGGCGGCGUCCCACGGCCGUGUCCUCCUGGAGCGCCCCUACCGCACGAAGCGGCGUCGUGCCCUGGCGUGCAAGCGCCACACCCGCUCCGGCCCUCCGCUGCCGGCGGGGCCCGGCCGUUCCGUGGCGGUGGCGGAGGCGAUGGUCAGGGUGCGCCGCCGCAUCGGGGCGCCGAGCCUCGGCCGGCCAUUCUCGAGGAUUUCGUUACAGUGAGUGAGUACUGAGCCCUUCUCCUGCGUUUUGAUGCUACUGCCUACUGGAACAAAGUAAGCUGAUGAGGGAUUAUGUCGACCAUGUAGUAUGAUCACUUCUUGACCUGGGCAGAGUAUGUUCAGUUGACUUGUGCUGUUAACUGCUAGCUGAUGCAAACUACUAAUUAGUAUGUCCCUUUCUUGUGUUCGAGUUAUGGUAUCGAUUCACUGAUGCAAUGUGACCGCCAGAAGAUGAACACCCCUGGUCGCACUUCAGCAAUUUUAUGUUUCACCAUGCUUUACAGCAUGAAAUUGAUAGCAAUGCAUCAGCUUGACCGUCAACAUGAAGCUGAUAACUAAUAGUAGUCUCUACUGCAUCCAUUAGGGAAAUGUGCUUUGUUUAAGUAAAAUGCAGUGACGAUCGUGAGAAGCCCUAUCCUGCUCUGCAGUCCAGUCGUUUUGUUGAGGAUGAGUUGUGUUGUUAGAUUGUGCUUCAGUUAGUUUGUUCUGUUAUGUGCUGUUAACUGCUAGCUGAUGCAAAUUAAUUAGUCGCUUUG